Messenger RNA from Aethina tumida (small hive beetle), 1317 nucleotides. RefSeq names its product eukaryotic translation initiation factor 3 subunit M (gene eIF3m). The coding region runs from base 112 to 1263 and encodes 383 amino acids. Gene Ontology annotation, molecular function: translation initiation factor activity. The transcript is spliced from 6 exons. Gene Ontology annotation, cellular component: cytoplasm; eukaryotic translation initiation factor 3 complex. The record is from RefSeq and is a predicted model, not a curated record. Gene Ontology annotation, biological process: cytoplasmic translational initiation. Lineage: Eukaryota; Metazoa; Arthropoda; Insecta; Coleoptera; Nitidulidae.
ACCGGAAAAUUUUGUCAACAAAAACUUUUGAGAGCCUCUUUUCACCGCUGGUGUGGUGUGUAUUUGUCAGAUUUUAAAACCCACUAAAAAUAACCCACAUAAGGCGUAAAAAUGCAAGUCCCGCCGGUGUUUAUAGACGUUAACUUCGAGGACCAGGCUCAAGAACUGAGGGUGUAUUUGAAGAGUGUCGGUGCCGAAAUAUCCGAGGAAAAGUCCGAUAAGGGUAUUGAAGAUGAUUUGCACAAAAUCAUUGGCGUUUGUGAAGCCUGUUUCAAAGAAGGCCAAGAUGCGGAGGUUGAAAUGGUUCUCAAUGAUAUUGUCUCCAUUAUGGUUUUGAUUCCAUUGGAAAGGUCAGAAAAUUUAAUCUUGGCAUUCUGUGAGAAACUUACUAAAGCACAAGGACAAAAAUUGGGACUUGUCUGCUUAAGAGCGUUAUGGCUGUUGUUUCAAAGUUUGGAUCAAGCAUCACCAAUGAGAUAUCAUGUGUACUAUCACUUGAUUCAAGUAGCCAAACAGACUGAUCAAGUCAAAUCUGUCUUCCAAGAUGUUGAGCACUUGAAACAACAAUUUGCUGCUUGUGUACCUUCCAGCGAACAAUUGCAAAAACUUUACAGGCUCCUUCAUGAAGUUUUGGUUAACAGCAAUCAAAGUGAACAUGCAGCCAAAGUGAUGAUUGAACUCCUUGGCACCUACACUGACAAGAAUGCAGCUCAGGCUCGUGAAGACGCAAUUCGUUGCAUUGUAACUGCAUUGGCUGACCCCAACACCUUCCUCUUGGACCCUCUUUUAUCCUUGAAACCUGUUAAGUUCUUGAAAGGAGAAUUAAUUCAUGACCUACUCAACAUCUUUGUAAAUGAUAAUCUGGCUGCAUACUUGAAAUUUUACAAGGAGCACAAGGAGUUUGUAAUUAAACAGGGAUUGAAUCAUGAACAAAACAUGCAAAAAAUGAGGCUGUUGUCUUUCAUGCAGCUGGCUGAGACCAACCCUGAAAUAGAUUUUGAUGUUAUUGAGAAGGAAUUGCAAAUCAAGCCUGAGGAGGUUGAAGCUUUCAUUAUUGAAGUAUUAAAAACCAAAUUGGUGAGAGCAAGAAUGCACCAAUCUGCGAGGAAAGUGUUUGUUUCAAGCACAAUGCACAGGACUUUUGGUAGAGCUCAGUGGCAACAGCUCAGGGAUUUGUUACAUUCAUGGAAGACCAAUAUUAGCAGUGUACAAGAGGGAAUGAAGAAUAUCACCCAAGCACAGAUUGAACUUUUAAACCAAUAAAUUGUAACGUUUUUUACAAAGUUUAAAUAAAAUAUAAAAUAGGUAGAACGUUUA